Elaeis guineensis (African oil palm) is the source of this 1693-nucleotide messenger RNA. RefSeq names its product 7-deoxyloganetin glucosyltransferase. The record is from RefSeq and is a predicted model, not a curated record. Gene Ontology annotation, molecular function: quercetin 3-O-glucosyltransferase activity; quercetin 7-O-glucosyltransferase activity. NCBI's taxonomy places the organism in Eukaryota, Viridiplantae, Streptophyta, Magnoliopsida, Arecales, Arecaceae.
CCAAGCUCUUUGCAUCUACCAGAAACAAACCAAGCCCAGUAGGCCACCCACAAAGAAGAAAAAAAGGCAGCCCUUUCGGCGCGUGCAUACGCACAGAGAAAGAGGGAGACAGAGAGAGGAAACAUGGGUUCCAUCCCAGAGAAGCCUCAUGCAGUGUGCAUCCCCUACCCAGCCCAAGGCCACGUAACUCCCCUGCUGAAGCUAGCCAAGCUCCUCCAUGUCCGUGGCUUCUACAUCACCUUUGUCAACACCCACUUCAACCACAAACGCCUCCUCAGGUCCGGAGCCAUCUCCUCCCUCGACAGCCUCCCGGACUUCCGCUUCGAGUCCAUUCCGGACGGCCUCCCUCCUUCCGACGAGGAUGCCACCCAAGACGUCCCCUCCCUUUGCGAUUCCAUCCCAAAAAAUUGCCUUCCCCCUUUCCGUGACCUCAUAACAAAGCUCAACGGUCCUUCCUCUCCGACACCCAAGGUGUCGUGCAUAGUUUCCGAUGGGGUCAUGAGCUUCACCCUCGAUGCUGCGAAGGAGCUCCGAAUCCCCGAGGUCUUGUUCUGGACCCCUAGUGCGUGUGGCUUCAUGGGUUACCUCCACUACCAACAUCUCACGGAAAGAGGCAUCGUUCCUCUCAAAGAUGCCAGUGAUCUCACCAACGGAUAUCUCGACACACCCAUCGAUUGGAUACCGGGGAUGAAGAAUGUCCGGCUAAGGGACUUGCCCACCUUCCUUCGUACGCUGGACCCCAAGGACAUCAUGUUCAAUUACUGUAAUCGUGAGGCCCAGAGAUCAUCCAUGGGGUCGGCGAUCAUAUUAAACACCUUCGAUGAAUUCGAACGUCCUGUAUUGGAUGCGAUGGCAUCGAUGCUCCCUCCUAUCUACACCAUAGGCCCUUUAUCCUUGCUCUCUCGCCAAAUUACCACGGGCCCUUUAACAUCGAUAAGCUCGAACCUGUGGAAGGAGGACACAACUUGCUUGGAGUGGCUCCAAGGGAGAGAGCCCGGGUCGGUCGUGUACGUGAACUAUGGAAGCAUUACGGUGAUGACGAACGAGCAGCUAAUCGAGUUCGCGUGGGGGCUGGCUAACAGCAAGCAUGAUUUCUUAUGGGUGAUCAGACCUGACCUUGUGAAAGGAGACACAGCCGUGCUUCCACAAGAGUUCUUGAACGAGACCAAGGAGAGGGGUCUGCUGGCGAACUGGUGCCCGCAAGAGGCGGUGCUAUCGCACCCGUCCAUCGGAGUGUUCUUGACUCAUAGCGGAUGGAAUUCGACGCUGGAGAGUAUAUGCGGUGGAGUGCCGGUGAUUAGUUGGCCAUUCUUUGCUGAGCAGCAGACCAAUUGCAGGUAUGCCUGCACGGAGUGGAGCAUCGGAAUAGAGAUUGAUAACAACGUCAAGAGAGGGGAGGUGGAGAGGUUGGUGAGGGAGAUGAUGGAAGGGGAGAAGGGAAAGGAGAUGAGGAGGAGGGCGGUGGAGUGGAAGGAGAGUGCAUUCAGAGCAACGCAACCAGGCGGUUCCUCUUUCCAGAAUUUCGACAGGUUGGUCAAGGAGGCACUGCUCUGAAGAAAAUCCGUUCAUAUAGAUAAUUUGUCCGAUGUAUGGAACUUGGAGUUAUGGAACAGUUUGUUCCUUAUGGUUGUAAUAUGUGUUUUGAUCCUGCUAUGGAUUUAGAACAAUAAAAUUAUCUUGUUCCUUGCAAUGA